This is a messenger RNA of Solenopsis invicta (red fire ant), 1166 nucleotides long. It is a transcript of the gene Fgop2, whose product is annotated as FGFR1 oncogene partner 2 homolog. The coding region runs from base 336 to 950 and encodes 204 amino acids. The transcript is spliced from 4 exons. The record is from RefSeq and is a predicted model, not a curated record. Lineage: Eukaryota; Metazoa; Arthropoda; Insecta; Hymenoptera; Formicidae.
AUUUUCCUUCCGGGUCGCUAGUCUCCUCGCGUAUCGUGUGCACGCGUAUGCGCGAGUAUGUACUUUAUGGCGUCACACAGCUGACGUAUUGUACGCGUAUCCAGGACCGCAUGGAGUGGAAUGAUACGCGACGAGCGCGUUAAGACGGGAUCGUAUCACCGCACGGCACGCAGGGCAGCCCUCGCGGGUGAGUCGAACCUCGGCAGCACGGACAACGUUCUUGCAUAACCUCGGCGUCGUCGGCACCGGCGAUUGAUCGGAUGCGUCGAACGCGCUACGGGAUCGCGUGCCACCGUUGAGCCUGGCGCAGCCUGGCGAUUCGCCUUCCCCGAAAGAUGUCGUUGACAUUUCAACAGAUCAUAUUGGAUGCCAAAAAAUUGGUCAUUCGAAUUUCAGACCAUGAGAAUACGGCAGACACUCUGAUAAGUGAGGUUGAAGCUGUGUGUGGACAAAUUGAUAACAUGAAGCAGUAUCAAGAGGAAGUAGAAAUUUUAAAUACUGAAGCAAAGCAAAGACCACACUUGCAAUUGAUCGCCGGGAUCCAAAGGGAAAACAAACAUUUGCGAGAAAUACAGGCAGAGAAUAAAGAGUUGAGAAAUGCAUUGGAAGAUCAUCAAUUUGCUCUGGAGCACAUAAUGUCCAAAUAUCGACAGCAAACUGCCUCUUUAUUACGUCUUAGCAAAACCGACUAUUCAUCCAUGCACAAUUCAAAAUAUGCUAAUAUAAUAACCAGUCAAGCGGAGAAAAUUAAUGAAAUGGCAGCCGUGAUGAAAACAGCUGCUGCGUUAGAUGAGGAGAAUGAAUUGAAGGAGAAAGAGAUGUUGCAUUCUUUGAAAGAAGAAAAUGCCACACUCCGAGAAAUAGUAAAUAUUGCAAAUAAAUACGGUUCCUUAAAUAAAGAAUGUUCUGUAGAAAGUAAAUCCGUUCAAACGGAUCCGCCAAUAGAUUAAAUAAAUAUCCGCUCUUAGAGCUUUCGAUCUUUUUUAUAAAAAGUUGACCAGUAUUUAUUUCACACACAAAUUCAUGACAUAUUACUUAUUAGAUAGAAUCCAUUAUAUUAUAAGAAGUGUAUGCGCAAGUUUUAGUAGUAUAUAUAUAUAUACGUAUAAACGUUUGUAAAAUAAAUUGUACAAGCCGUUUGCAACAUAUAUUAAUUUUAUAAUUUG